This is a messenger RNA of Arabidopsis arenosa, 666 nucleotides long. The record is from the annotation of a GenBank genome assembly. NCBI's taxonomy places the organism in Eukaryota, Viridiplantae, Streptophyta, Magnoliopsida, Brassicales, Brassicaceae.
AUCUCCGUACCUAAAUUAUUCAACUCUGAAUCAAAUACGACGGGAACUGGUUCAAGAUCCGUAGCGAUGAGCAGCGUAGAGAAAACCGGGUCGGAUUCGGGAGCAAUCGAGAAUCGAGCGAGCAGGAUGAGAGAGAAGCUUCAAAAAGAGCUCGAACCAGUGGAGUUAGUGAUCGAAGAUGUUUCGUAUCAGCACGCAGGUCACGCCGGAAUGAAAGGUAGAACCGACGGAGAGACUCAUUUCAAUGUGAAGAUCGUCUCUAAAGGAUUCGAAGGAAUGAAUCUGGUGAAGAGACACAGGUUGGUCUACGAUUUGCUCCGGGAAGAGUUGGAUAGUGGAUUACACGCGCUUUCUAUCGUCUCCAAGACGCCGUCUGAGUCUCCUCCAUAAGGCUAAUAAUGCCGGUACUGAAUAAUGUAUCUUCUGUUUGCCCAAAAAAAAAAAGAAUAAUGUAUCUUCUGUGACAUUGAUGAUGCUUAUUGAAGCUUAAAAGCUUAAGUUGUUGUUAAAAAACCCAGCUCUUUUCGAUUCAAAGAUUGAAUUUUUCCCAUCAACGGCUCUGUUUUGGAUUUUAUUGCGGAACCAAAGUUUUCAUUUUUACAUGCGCUUGAGGUUGUGUGUUGGUGUUUCUGGAUUUGUGUGUUCGAAGAAAGACACUUGCUUUUA